Molecule: messenger RNA, 1357 nt
Organism: Cyprinus carpio (common carp)
Lineage: Eukaryota; Metazoa; Chordata; Actinopteri; Cypriniformes; Cyprinidae
Gene: mettl8
Product: methyltransferase 8, methylcytidine
Exons: 10
Coding region: 143-1234 (363 amino acids)
Molecular function (GO): tRNA (cytidine-N3)-methyltransferase activity
Source: RefSeq, a predicted model, not a curated record
AUCUAAGUAACUGCUGGGUGAAGUCAGUUGUCUGUAAUUUUAUAUUCAGACCUGAAUUCAUAUUACUGUUAUCCAAACUACAAGAGUUACUACAGCAUUAAGGAAUAUACUGCAGCACAUCUGCGUCUUUUGACUUACAUAAAUGAGGGGGUUCUUGACGCUGACCGUCCGUGCUGUGAGCCGCGUUCCCCGCGUUCCCCGCGUUCCCCGCAGACCGCUCAGUGGAGGAAGACCCCCCGCGCCGUUAGGAGCAAGAGUCCUCACCAACCCCGAGGACAUCUUUCAGCAUAACAUGUGGGAUCAUGUGCAGUGGACAGAGGAGGAGACAGAGAAAGCCCGGCUAAGAGCAGAGGAGAACUCUAAAGAGAAGAUUCCUGUAGAAGAGCAAUCCAAAUAUGACGGAGAAGCUUAUAAAUAUUGGGACCGAUUUUAUGAGAUGCACCAGAGGAAGUUCUUCAGAAACCGAACUUGGCUCUUCACUGAAUUCCCAGAGCUUCUCCCUCCAGACACCGCAGGCUUGUGCCGCCCGGAGCUGGAGCAGGACUCGCGCUCAGAGUCUGGGAACAGAGAAAAGCAGCAGCCCUGCGGUUCCUGUACAUUAACCAGUCAUAUGGACACAUUCCCUGGACAGCAUGCUGCUUUCAGGAUACUAGAGGUGGGCUGUGGUGCAGGUAACAGUGUGUUUCCCAUCAUCAGCACCAUCAGGGGGAGUAAGGCGUUUCUGUACUGCUGUGACUUCUCAUCUCAAGCUGUUGAGCUCAUCCAGGAGCACCCAGACUAUGACCCUGCAGUGUGUCAUGCAUUUGUGCGGGACAUUUGUGACACGAGGUCCCCGUUUCCCUUCCCCCCCGAGAGUCUGGACAUUAUUCUGGUGGUCUUUGUGCUCUCUGCCAUCCACCCAGCACGCAGAGCUCAAGAUGUGGUGACGUCUUUGGCUGGAUUCCUGAAGCAGGGAGGCAUUAUGCUGUUCAGAGACUAUGGCAGAUAUGAUCUGGCACAGCUUAGAUUUAAAAAAGGACAGUGUUUGUCUGAAAACUUCUAUACGCGGCAGGAUGGAACCUGUGUGUAUUUCUUCACAAAAGAUGAGGUUCAUCGUUUGUUUUCUGAUGCUGGUCUGGAGGAGCUUCAGAAUCUGGAAGACAGAAGACUGCAGGUAAACAGAGGAAAGAAGGUUGUGAUGCACAGAGUGUGGGUGCAAAGCAAAUACAGGAAGCCUUCUCUGAUUUCAGACUGAGCUCUCAAAGAACUGGGCCAAAGAUUUUAUGUGAUAGACUUCAAGUAUAGCAACUGAUGGAGAUAACAUUUGUAUGUGCCACUAUUUGCCUUUGUUAGGUUUCAAUAAAUGAUAACGAAUGCA